CCCAGGCUGCCACGGAGGCAGAGCCGACGCCUCGCGGCCUUCCACGUACGCACUCCAUCGUCUGUCUCUCUCUCUCCCCCCCCCCCCAGGGGAAGAGCACAUCCGGGUCGCUGGAGCAGGUGCCUCAGGCCCCGCCCCUUCCCUUCAAGCGCCCACCCCCACUUCCGACCGUUUCUGGCCUUUUCCCGUUUUCCUGACGGCUCCUUCUCCGCUUCUCAGGUAGUUCCCGGCCCUUCAGCGCCCUUCACCUGAUUGAACCCGGCCGCUCGCUCUCGUCCCGAGUCUCAUCGCAGCUCGGAACUGCUCUGUCGGGUGCCUUCUCGGGGCAGCCUGGGCCGAGGCCUGCCGCGCGCGGUGAGUCGGCGCAGAUCUGACCCCGCGCCUCCUGGAGCUGGGUAGAGGCCGCCGCCACCGUGUGGGGAUGCCGCGGCGGGGGUCCACGCAGUGCUGGGCGGCCGCCGCGGGCCGUUGGGGCUGCGGGCUGUUCGUGCUGCUGCUGCUGCUGCUGCUGCUGCUGGUGCCGGGGCCCAGCGGCGCUUCUGAGUUCACCUUCGAGCUGCCCGACAACGCCAAGCAGUGCUUCUAUGAAGACAUCGCUCAGGGCACCAAGUGCACCCUGGAGUUCCAGGUGAUUACUGGGGGUCAUUAUGAUGUGGAUUGUCGAUUGGAAGAUCCUGAUGGUAAAGUGUUAUACAAAGAGAUGAAGAAGCAGUAUGAUAGUUUUACCUUCACAGCCUCCAAAAAUGGGACAUACAAAUUUUGCUUCAGCAAUGAAUUUUCUACUUUCACACACAAAACCAUAUAUUUUGAUUUUCAAGUUGGAGAAGAUCCACCUUUGUUUCCUAGUGAGAACCGAGUCAGUGCUCUUACCCAGAUGGAAUCUGCCUGUGUUUCAAUUCAUGAAGCUCUGAAAUCUGUCAUCGAUUAUCAGACUCAUUUCCGUUUGAGAGAAGCUCAAGGCCGAAGCCGAGCAGAGGAUCUAAAUACAAGAGUGGCCUAUUGGUCAGUGGGAGAAGCCCUCAUACUUCUGGUGGUUAGCAUAGGGCAGGUAUUUCUUUUGAAAAGUUUUUUCUCAGAUAAAAGAACCACCACAACUCGUGUUGGAUCAUAACUACGUUUGAGAAUUGAUGCACCAUUGCCACUGUAAUAUUGCUGUUCUCUAGUUUUAGGUACUGAAGAACUUAAUAUUGGCAACAUUUUUAAAACCUUACUCAUACAUUUGUUGGGAGGGAUGUACAAUGCAUAUCCCUAAACUGUGGAAAGGACACCUUUUUUUAUUUGUAAAGGUGGAAUAACUUUGGAACUUGAUUUUGGGUUAUUCAUGUUAAAUAUUCAACAUCAAUGAUCUACUCUUUUCUCGGUUGUUUAUAUCUACUCUUCGCACACUAAACUUUGAUAUUUUUAUUCCUUUUAACCAUUUAAAAAUACUUUUCUUAUAGGCAGUUGAUAUUUUAAAAACUUUAGAUUUAAUGUCUACAUGUAUUAUGGAGGAAGAAAAUUGCCUUUUAUUAGCUUAUAAGAAAACCAAGUGUGAUUAACUGUAGCCCAAGUCCUAUUCUGCACUGUUUAAUUUUAUGGGGGAAAAAAAGUCUACCAUAGGAAUGUUAGUUACGUUGAUAAAAUUUUCAAUUGAUACAUUAUGGUAUAAUUUAUUUCUCAGUAGCUUGGAAAGUGUCGGAUUUUUGUUUUUUUAAUUUAUUCUAUGAUUUAUAACCAGCUAUGUUAUUUUUUCAUAAAGGCAUUCUUACCACACAGAAAGCAGUAAGUUUCAGUAACAUAAUAGAGUUUAUACAGGCCUUAAAAAAUCAGACUGUUAUAGCAGGUGGGAUAAUUACAGAAUUAUUUAAGACACUACAAAGGGGAAAAUGAAAUGGAAAAAUUUUUAGUGAGUUAUCUGCGCACAUUACAUUUUCAGUGCUUUUACAAAGAAAAAAGGUGAUCUCUUUAAUUUUAACAUUUUAUUUUUCUGGUUCUUGCCCUUAUCUGGCUUUAAUGUCUUUGAAUCAUUUCCAGAUUAAAUUGGCAGUUGUUAAUUCUAGUAUCACGUAAGUGCCAUACAUUUUAUCCUCAUGGGUGUGAUGCACUGAAAAGUUAGUUUCUUUGUUUUUCUUUUUUUGUCUUGUACAUUUUAUUUCUACAGUAUCUGGUUAGCAUUUUUUUUGUCUUGUACAUUUUAUUUCUACAGUAUCUGGUUAGCAAUCUUAAAAUGAUUUAAAAAUGUAGAAUGCUGUGUGUUUCCUAUUUGGUAAUCUUCACUGAUUGUACUUUAUGUAAUGAAUAUUCAAUAGUGCAUAUUCUGUACACUAUAGGGUUUAGACUGUGUUUAUAUCUUAUAACUUGUAUAGAUUGAGUUGAUUGAAAUAAGAUUUUGUUCCAGGUAUUCUAGAAUAGAAUACAGGAUGAUGCAAAAUUGUAUAGAUAUUUAAAACUUUUCUGCUUUUUUAAAAAUUGUAACUGCUUUUCUGCCAUGCCACUCUUUACUACCCAAAGGUGAUGAGUACUGAACAGGACUGUCAUUUUGUAAAGAUUUUGAUAUGUGAAACCAUAGAAUAUUGAUUGGAUAGCCAUUCUAGUCACUUACUGUCACUAGAAGUUAAUUGUUAAGUCUAAGCUCUCUUAAAAUGCAUAUAUACACUUCUCGCAUGUAAGAGCAAAACAAAUUCAAGUUGUCGUGCUUACUAAUUUCAGAUGCCACAGUGUAGCAAGGGGUGAACAUGUUUUCAACCCUUUAAUUUUAAGAUUUUUGAAGACCAAAUAGUACUCCUUAAACAACAUUUAUCAAUGAGUUAAGAAAUAAAGUGUAAGAUUUUGCAUAUUCAUCUGUUUGGGUUCUUGCAUUGGAAUCGUCCUGCAGCUUUAUAUGUGUUCAUUUAUAUUUCGAUUUGAAAGUUUAAAGCACUAAUGUUAAUGUGAUUGAUAAGCAUGGGCAUAUGCAAAAUGUCCUUUUCUGGUUGCCCAUCUAUACUGUUGUGUUCGGAUACUUAUACCAUAAUUAAAACAGAAUCAGGUAUAGAUCUUAUUGAGUUUGGCACAGAUAGUGCACUCAUUUACUCUGUGUCUCUCAAAACUUCAUGAUAUUAGGCUAUUAUCACAAAUAAUUUUUGGUGAAAUUAUUGAGAUAUAUUAAAAUUUUUGAAAUCAUCAUUGUUAACCUGUUAUAGAAAAUAGUGUGGACUUAGCCUGGACUCUUUGUAACUAGCUAAAUUUUGAUGACUAUCUAUAUGCAACUAGAUAUGUAUGUAUAAAUUAGAAAAUACAUAUCUAUCCAGAAAUAAAUACUAAGUAACAUAUUUUUCUUCCUCCUAUUACAUAUUUGUAGCUUGUCAUUUCUCCUUAAUCUUUUCGUAACUUGUUGCAGCAGUUUGAAUUUCUCAAAUAUUUAUGUUUGAACAUAAUGGCUCAGAAUACGUAUUUGAACAUCAUAGUUGUAUAUAUUUUUAAAGUAGAAUAAUAAGGAAGAGUGACUUGUUAUAUAAGUUUAUACUAAAAUUUCAACUGUGUGAAGAUACAUUUUAAGAUAUUACUUUGAUAAUCUAAACAUUCUUUUUUCUAUUAAAGAAAUAAAUGGUUUGUGGUUCACAACUUUCAUCCAGGCUUGAUGAUAAUCAACUUUGAAAAUAACAGUGGACUGAAAAGCAAAUUUAUUCUUUGAAAGAUUUUAUUUAAAUCUCUGUACUGUUCAUUUUUGUUUCAGUUUGUAAAUGUGUAACACUUGUAGUUAUAUAGGACAAAGCAGGCCCUUAUGACUAUUGUUUCAUAAAUUAAACAAAUUAAUAUAUACGCAAUUCAGAGGAGUUUUUCAUUUACUUUUGAAAAAACAAAAGAAAUUUCUCUAAUAACAGGAUUGCACCAAUCAAUUUCUCGUAGAAUAAAAAAAAAUUUUCAACAAA
Molecule: messenger RNA, 3890 nt
Organism: Carlito syrichta (Philippine tarsier)
Lineage: Eukaryota; Metazoa; Chordata; Mammalia; Primates; Tarsiidae
Gene: TMED7
Product: transmembrane p24 trafficking protein 7
Exons: 3
Coding region: 422-1111 (229 amino acids)
Biological process (GO): intracellular protein transport; Golgi organization; endoplasmic reticulum to Golgi vesicle-mediated transport
Cellular component (GO): endoplasmic reticulum; endoplasmic reticulum-Golgi intermediate compartment; Golgi apparatus
Source: RefSeq, a predicted model, not a curated record